Sorex araneus (European shrew) is the source of this 1531-nucleotide messenger RNA. It is a transcript of the gene MYLK2, whose product is annotated as myosin light chain kinase 2. The record is from RefSeq and is a predicted model, not a curated record. Lineage: Eukaryota; Metazoa; Chordata; Mammalia; Eulipotyphla; Soricidae. Gene Ontology annotation, biological process: intracellular signal transduction; protein phosphorylation; positive regulation of apoptotic process. Gene Ontology annotation, molecular function: ATP binding; protein serine/threonine kinase activity. Gene Ontology annotation, cellular component: cytoplasm; nucleus.
AUGCGCCUGGGGCUGCAGCCGGACAAGCCUGCUGCAGGGACAGGGGGUGAACAGACCCCCACUGCAGAGAAGGAACCCGGCCCCCCAGAACCAAAGAAAGAACCUCCCCCCCCUACCCUGCAGAAAGAUGCCCAAGCCCCUGGCCUGAAGGAAGGGGCCCCAGGGCUGGCCCAGCCCUCAGGGGGCAGCCAGGACCUGAAGGGCCCAGCGGACCCGACGGGGGAGCCCGCGGAGGGCAGUGCGGGGCAACCGGCAGCCCUGCCUCAGCAAACCAGCACCACUACGGCUGCAGCCCAGGGCCCCGGAGAGCCCAAGGCCCGGAAGAAGGAGGUGGAGGCCCACUCAGCGGCCAGGAGGGGCUCCCCUGCCUUUCUGCACAGCCCCAGCUGCCCGGCCAUCGUGUCCAGCCAGAGAACAUCCCUGUGCGUCAACACCACGGGCCAUUUGGUGAAGAUCAUCGACUUCGGCCUGGCACGGAGGUACAACCCCAACGAGAAGCUGAAGGUGAAUUUUGGGACCCCCGAGUUCCUGUCGCCCGAGGUGGUGAACUACGACCAAAUCUCCGACAAGACGGACAUGUGGAGCAUGGGGGUCAUCACCUACAUGCUACUCAGUGGCCUGUCCCCUUUCCUGGGUGACGACGACACGGAGACCCUGAACAACGUGCUCUCUGCCAACUGGUACUUUGACGAGGAGACCUUUGAGGCCGUGUCAGAGGAGGCCAAAGACUUUGUCUCCCACCUGAUCGUCAAGGACCAGGGGGCCCGCAUGAGCGCUGCCCAGUGUCUGGCCCACCCGUGGCUCAACAACCUGGCGGAGAAAGCCAAGCGCUGUAACCGACGCCUCAAGUCCCAGAUCUUGCUAAAGAAAUACCUCAUGAAAAGGCGCUGGAAGAAAAACUUCAUUGCCGUCAGCGCUGCCAACCGCUUCAAGAAGAUCAGCAGCUCAGGAGCACUGAUGGCGCUCGGGGUCUGAGCCCCCAGGGGCAGCUGGAGCCUGGACGCAGCCACACGGGGCCCGGGGCUGAGGCCACACAGCCCCACAGGCCAGAGCGGACGGCCAGAUGCCCAGCGCGGCCUGGCUGGGACACGGCAGCGCCAGGCUGGGAGGCUCGGGGCUCCCCACGCCCCUGCGCAUGGACCGCUUCCCCGACAGACGCCUCGGCUGUGGCCUGAACCCGUCCCGCUGAUGCCUCCUGGGUGGGGCUCUGGGCCCGACAUUUGCUCCGGCCCGCCCGGGGACCCCCACCCCGGCCGGGGCACCCUCCUGGCUGGGGCGGGAGGGCAGGGGGCACCCAGCAUGUGGUUCGGGGCAGGCGGACAGACUCCGGGCGGGCCAGGAAGGCAGCCAGGCCCUCCCGAGUCCAGCUGGCAGGGGACACAGAGGCGGCUUUGUUGCGAGGGCCUCGAGCCCCCGCCCGCGCCCCACUCCCAGCAGAUAAGGCCCCCGCAAGCACCAUCUGGCCCGGGCCCGGCCCCCACCCACCUUCCUCGCGACCACCAACAUACAGGAACUCACUGGGAGAGAGGAC